ACCUUGAAUGCUGACCUGCUUUGAAUGCAAAUUUUCUCAUGACAGUACAUUUGGUGAAUAAAGCAGAGCUCCUCCUACAUAAAGACUUCAGUUCUAAGGUCAUUUGAAAUUCAUUAAGCUAAGAAGCUGUUCAUUGAGAGAGAUUUCAGUGAUAGUGCAGAAGAAUUUGAUUGUAACUGGACACAUUACUCACUUACAAGUGGAAACUUCAAGGUAUUAAAUCUUAGAGAAAUGGCUUUUAUUCAUGUGACUAUCAGAUGUCUAUAUACUCUUCUUAUUUGCACAGCAUUUGGCUCUGCUUUGUCUUCAAAUGCCGAGAUAAAAGUUAAUCCUCCUCAAGAUUUUGAAAUAGUGGACCCUGGAUAUUUAGGUUAUCUCUAUUUGCAGUGGCAACCUCCACUGUCUCUGGAUAAUUUUAAGGAAUGCACAGUAGAGUAUGAAUUAAAAUACCGAAACAUUGAUAGUGAAAGCUGGAAGACGAUCAUUACUAAGAAUCUACAUUACAAAGAUGGGUUUGAUCUUAACAAAGGUGUUGAAGCAAAAAUACAUACACUUCUGCCAGGGCAAUGCACUAAUGGAUCAGAAGUUCAAAGUUCAUGGUCAGAAACUACUUAUUGGACGUUACCACAAGGAAAUCUGGAAACUAAAAUUCAGGAUAUGGAUUGUGUAUAUUACAACUGGCAGUAUUUAUUCUGCUCUUGGAAACCUGGCAUGGCUGUCCAUUUUGAUUCCAAUUACAACUUGUUUUACUGGUAUGAGGGCUUGGACCAUGCAUUACAGUGUGCUGAUUAUAUCAAGACUAAUGGAAAAAAUACUGGAUGCAGAUUUCCCUACUUGGAGUCAUCAGACUAUAAAGAUUUCUACAUCUGUGUUAAUGGAUCAUCAGAAUCCCAAUCUAUUCGACCCAGCUAUUUUAUUUUUCAGCUUCAAAAUAUAGUUAAACCUUUGCCACCAGACUACCUUAGUCUUACUGUGAAGAAUUCAGAGGAAGUUAACCUGAAAUGGAGCAUCCCCAGAGGACCUAUUCCAUCACAGUGUUUUAUUUAUGAAAUUGAGUUCACAGAAGAUGAUACUACUUGGGUGACUACCACAGAUGAAAACGAAAUAUACAUCACAAGAACAUCAAAUGAAAGCCACCGAUUAUGUUUUUCAGUAAGAAGCAAAGUGAAUAUUUAUUGCUCAGAUGAUGGAAUAUGGAGUGAAUGGAGUGAUGAACAAUGCUGGAAAGGUGACAUAUGGAAGGAAACCUUAGUAUUUUUCUUGAUACCAUUUGCUUUUGUGUCAUUGCUUGUUUUGUUAAUAACUUGUCUGCUUUUGUAUAAGCAAAAAAAAUUGCUGAAAAUGAUUUUUCAUACAAAAAAAGAAGCCUUUUCUCAUCAGGAUACACUCUGUUGACUCAAUAAAUACCAGUCUUACAGCCAAAUCUCAAAUAUGAGUUCUAACCAAACAGAAUUUUUUUCUAAAUGUUGAAUAAAUCUUAUUUUAAAA
This is a messenger RNA of Phacochoerus africanus (Common warthog), 1488 nucleotides long. RefSeq names its product interleukin 13 receptor subunit alpha 2 (gene IL13RA2). Gene Ontology annotation, biological process: cytokine-mediated signaling pathway. The coding region runs from base 232 to 1395 and encodes 387 amino acids. Gene Ontology annotation, cellular component: membrane; external side of plasma membrane. Lineage: Eukaryota; Metazoa; Chordata; Mammalia; Artiodactyla; Suidae. Gene Ontology annotation, molecular function: cytokine receptor activity; protein binding. The transcript is spliced from 10 exons. The record is from RefSeq and is a predicted model, not a curated record.